Molecule: messenger RNA, 672 nt
Organism: Camellia sinensis
Lineage: Eukaryota; Viridiplantae; Streptophyta; Magnoliopsida; Ericales; Theaceae
Source: RefSeq, a predicted model, not a curated record
AUGGCACCAGCGGUAGCAGCACCACCAGCACCGGUAGAACCUCCUCCAGCAGCAGGGAGGAGAGAGAGACAGGCCUCAGCUCGUGGCCAAGAUGUGAGCCGCGGCCGAGGCAGAGAUAGAGGCACCCAAGGCCAGAGUAGUCCUUUAGAGCCCAUUUUGAGCAAUGAUGAUGCUGAGACUAGUGACUCCGAUGAGGUAGUGAGUCGGCAUUCUGAGUCAUCCGAGAGUGAAGAUAAUACUGGCUCAGGAUCCGAGAGCGGAGGUGACGCCGAGGCUAGCUCUGAGACUAGAAGCAGAGAUUAUACCGGCUCUGGUUUAGAGUCGAAUUCUGAUAGCGGUGCUGAUGGAGAUAGUGCUCUCGAGGAUAGGGGCAUCCAAGGCCAGAGCAGUCCCUUAGAGCCCAUUUUGAGCGACGAUGAUGCUGAGACUAGUGACUCCGAGAAGGCAGUGAGUCGACAUUCGAAAUUAUCCGAGAGUGGAGAUGAUGAUGCUGGCUCGGGGUCCAAGAGCGGAGGUGAUAUCGAGACGGGCUCUGAGGCAGGGAACGAAGAUGAUACCGGCUCUGGUUCAGAGUCUGAUUCUGACAGCGGUGCUGAUGGAGAUAGUGCUCUCGAGUCUCCUCCGAGGAAGAGGAUGAAGAGGGCCUCUCGAGCUUGGGAUGACCGGCACUGA